AUGUCGAGGAGCAUAUCCGCGUCGCUGGAGCAGAUCGAGGACCAGGUUGUCAAAGAGACCUGCGAGGUGGUCCAGGCAGCGGCUUCUUCAGAGCUUGUCGACGUCGAGAAACCCAUACGCGAGUUCGCGUUGCAGAAGUCGGUCGAGGAAACUUGCGAGGUGGUCAAAGCGGAGUACUUGGCGGCGCCUGCGGACAUCGAGGAACACAUUUGCGAGCACGCGUCGCAGAAGCAGAUCGAAGAUCAGGCCGUCGAGAAGAUAUGCGAGGUGGUAAAGGUGGAGCUCCCGUCGGUGGCAGAGGACGUCGGGAAAUUCAGUCUGGAGUACACGUCGCACAAGCAGAUCGAAGUCCAGGCCGCCGAGAAGACCUGCGAAGUAGUAAAGGUGGAGUCCCCGUCGUUGCCAGCGGACGUCGGCAAGCAUAUUGGGGAGUGCGCGUCGCAGAAGCAGAUCGAGGAUUAG
This is a messenger RNA of Prorocentrum cordatum, 462 nucleotides long. The record is from the annotation of a GenBank genome assembly. NCBI's taxonomy places the organism in Eukaryota, Dinophyceae, Prorocentrales, Prorocentraceae.